CCGCGGCACAGCCCCCCAACUGCAUCAGUGUGCGGGGCGUCUCCUACAGUGUCAGGUAGGACAAGGGAUCCUGGAGCCGAGAGAGAGUGUUGGCCCCUGGUGGAAAGUUCCUUUACACCAUACAAAAUGGACUCGGCAAAUACUUAAAGAUGUUUCAUUUCAUGUAGAGAGUGGCCAGAUUAUGGGGAUUUUAGGAAACUCUGGAUCUGGGAAAACAACACUCCUGGAUGCAAUAUCAGGAAGACUGAAAGAUAAGGACAAUUUUUUUGGUGAAGUGUAUGUGAAUGGGCAUCACUUGAAGAAGGAACAUUUUAGAGAUUGCUUCUCUUAUGUGCCACAGAAUGAUGCUUUGCUAAGCUUCCUCACCAUAGAAGAGUCUCUGACCUACACAGCUUUACUUGCUCUUCAGAAGUGCUCCAACAACUUCAUCAAGAAGAAGGUCGAUGCUGUUAUGGCUGAGCUGAGUCUUAGCCACAUUGCCAACAAAAUAAUUGGAAGCCAAAUAUAUAUAGGAAUUUCUGGAGGUGAGAGGCGUCGUGUCUCAAUUGCAGCUCAGCUAUUACAAGAUCCCAAGGUCAUGCUGCUUGAUGAACCAACGACAGGGCUGGAUUGCCUGACUGCAAACCAGAUCGUCUCACUGCUUGUGGAACUUGCACACAAUGACAGGAUUGUGAUUAUCACCAUUCAUCAGCCUCGCUCAGAACUCUUUAGGUUAUUUGACAAAAUAGCCAUCAUGAGCUUUGGAGAAAUGGUUUUCUGCGGGAACCCUAUGGAAAUGAUCACAUUUUUUAGCAACUGUGGCUAUUCAUGUCCUGAACAGUCAAAUCCUUUUGAUUUCUAUGUGGAUCUGACUUCUGUGGACACUCGAAGCAAGGAACGUGAACUUGAAACCUAUAGCAGGGUUCAGGUGAUUAUAUCAGCUUACAAAAACUCGGAGAUCUUUAGGAAAGUACUGGAAGCCAUUGAGAGAACAAGGUUUAUGAAAGACCUUCCACCCAUACCAUUCAAAAACAAAGACUCACCUGGUACCCUUCCCAAAUUAUGGUUUCUAUUAAGGAGGAUAACAAGAAAUUUCUCUAAAGAUAAGAUGGGCAUAAUUAUGCGUCUCCUCCAGAAUCUUCUGUUUGGCUUGUUUGUAGCAUUUUUCCUUCUUAGACUAACGCCUGAGCUGGAAAAAGGAGCAGUACAGAACCGCGUGGGUUUCCUCUACCAGUGCGUGAGUGCUCCCCCCUACACAGGGAUGCUCAAUGCUGCUGCCCUUUGUGAGUUUCUGUCCUCUACUAUUGCAACAGCAGUCCCACCUUUACGUGCUAUCAGCGACCAAGAAAGCAAAGAUGGCUUGUAUCACAAGUGGCAAAUGCUUUUAGCUUAUAUCAUACAUAUCCUGCCCUUCAGUAUUCUCAGCGUGGUAAUUUUCAGCGUCUUUAUGUACUGGACUAUAGGGUUGCAUCCUGAUCCUUUCAGAUUUGGAAUUUUCUUUGCGGUUGUCUUUGCGUCCCAUGUAAUUGGUGAACUACUCACCCUUGUGAUGCUUGGGGUUAUUCAAAACCCAAAUAUAGUCCAAAGUGGAGUGGUGCUGCUUAACUCAGCAGGUGUGGUAGUGGGAGCUGGACUCGUAAGGACCAUAGAAGAAAUGCCAAUGCCUUUUCAAAUACUCAGUUUUCUCACCUUUCAAAAAUACAGCAGUGAGAUUCUGGUAGUCAAUGAAUUUCAUGGCCUAAACUUUACUUGUAAUGGAGACAACGGUUCCACUACGAUAAAUGCUGCAUGUCCAUUCUCCCAUGGCAUUGAAUUCAUUGAACAAAACUUUCCUGGUGCAUUAUCCCGGUUCACAAUGGAUUUCCUACUGCUCUAUGCUUUCCUACCUGUACUUACCAUUAUAGCAAUCUUGAGCUUCAAAAUAAGAGAGAAGAUUAUUAGCAGGCAGUGAAAAAAGGUAGCAGUACUAACAAAGCUUCAAAGCUUGAUCUGCUGGAUUUUAUAUAGAAUUUAAGCAAUCAAACACAUAGAAACACAUUCAUCUUCCCUUGCUUGAUUCUAAGUAGACACUUUCCGUCUUAAAAAACAAUGUUCUAACAAGAGUGUGAAUGACUUCCUGCUAUUCCUGGUAUUCCCACCCCUUUUUCCUCUCCCAAAUCAGCCAUUCCAAUAGUAUUACAAGUUUUAGAGGACUUCUAAAAUUUGAUUUAGUCUGCUGAUGUGUUCAUUCUUCAACAAUGUAUCUAACGAUGCUCUAAUGUUUUCCAUAGUACUUUUUUUUUUUUUUUUUUUUAAGCUAU
Tympanuchus pallidicinctus (lesser prairie-chicken) is the source of this 2279-nucleotide messenger RNA. RefSeq names its product ATP binding cassette subfamily G member 5 (gene ABCG5). Gene Ontology annotation, molecular function: ATP hydrolysis activity; ABC-type transporter activity; ATP binding. Lineage: Eukaryota; Metazoa; Chordata; Aves; Galliformes; Phasianidae. The record is from RefSeq and is a predicted model, not a curated record. The transcript has 13 exons. Gene Ontology annotation, cellular component: plasma membrane. Gene Ontology annotation, biological process: cholesterol homeostasis. The coding region runs from base 182 to 1930 and encodes 582 amino acids.